UGGGCGAAUUCACACAAGUCAUAUACAAAAUCACGAAACAAUUUGUAUUGCAAAACAAAUCACCUGCACAAAUUUUCCACAAACAUUUUCUAGGUGAUUCAGUUUCCUACAAAGGUGAAUAAAUACACAGAGUGACAGAUGGGCCAAGUUAAGAGCCAGUUCACUGAAGAGGAACUGCAGGACUACGAAGAUCUGACCUACUUCACCAAGAAGGAAAUUCUAUAUGCACACAAGAAAUUUAAGAGUCUCGCCCCGGAAAAAGUCGGACACAAUAAAAACGCUCGUUUAUCAAUGAAUAAAAUUCUGCAGUAUCCGGAGCUUCGUGUGAACCCAUUCGGUGACCGAAUUUGUAAGGUUUUCAGCUCUAACAAUGGGGAGAUUUCCUUUGAAGACUUCCUGGACAUGAUGUCGGUGUUUUCGGAUGCCGCACCCAAAUCAGUGAAAGCUGAACAUGCAUUCAGGAUUUUUGAUUUUGAUGGAGAUGAUAUGAUCGGGAAAAAUGAUCUCAAACAAGUGAUACAGAGGUUAACGGGAUACAACAAUGCCCUCGGUGACGGAGAUAUUGAUCAGCUGAUAACAAACAUUCUUGAGGAAGCAGACUUGGAUGAUGAUGGGGCUCUUUCUUUUGCAGAAUUUGAGCAUAUAAUUGACAAAUCUUCAGAUUUUACCAACUCCUUUCGUAUUAGACUAUGAACAUCCGUCUCAAGUAAAUAGGAUAUAUGACAUGUAAUCUCUUCCACAUCUCAUAGCGACGAAAUUUACUCGAAUAUACAAAACUUUUCGUUUAGAUCUUUUUAUUGCUAUCUUUUUUUCUGUUGAUUGUGAUUUACAAAUAAAUGCUAGCGGCUUAUAA
Molecule: messenger RNA, 853 nt
Organism: Wyeomyia smithii (pitcher-plant mosquito)
Lineage: Eukaryota; Metazoa; Arthropoda; Insecta; Diptera; Culicidae
Product: calcium and integrin-binding protein 1-like
Exons: 5
Coding region: 139-693 (184 amino acids)
Molecular function (GO): calcium ion binding
Source: RefSeq, a predicted model, not a curated record